AUGGUGUCAAUGAGCGGUCAAAUGAAGGAACUUGACCAUGUAAAUCCACUCCUCCAUACUGGUAAACAGCAGCCUACACACACAAAAGAACACUGGUUGACUGAAAAAACUGAGAGUGUAAAUGUAAGAACAAAAACAAAUCUGAUUCAGACCUUCUUCGAGAUUGCGAUUAAAAAUUUGUUUUCGCGUUUCAGAGAGAAUAGGGCGAAGAAGAAGGUGAGUUUUCUGGGAGGGAGACUCGCGGGGAAAGAAGCUGCCUACUUUUUCCAGGAAUCCAAACCCGCUGUUAACCGUAUCGCCGAGAAAUCUCUACCCACCACCGCCAAAAAGCUUCCACCUUCUCCUUCAGAUAUUCAACCAGACGUUCUUCCGGAGGUUCUGCGCCAUUCUCUUCCUCCUAGACUCUACGGUCCUCGUCUUGACAUCUUGAAUCCUCUCAGAGGUUGCGUUUCUCUGCCUCAGGUCACGUUUGGCAGCAGAAGGUUCCAACUUUAUCCAAAUUAG
Eruca vesicaria subsp. sativa (arugula) is the source of this 504-nucleotide messenger RNA. NCBI's taxonomy places the organism in Eukaryota, Viridiplantae, Streptophyta, Magnoliopsida, Brassicales, Brassicaceae. The record is from the annotation of a GenBank genome assembly.